Molecule: messenger RNA, 735 nt
Organism: Saccharomyces cerevisiae S288C
Lineage: Eukaryota; Fungi; Ascomycota; Saccharomycetes; Saccharomycetales; Saccharomycetaceae
Gene: HRI1
Product: Hri1p
Exons: 1
Coding region: 1-735 (244 amino acids)
Cellular component (GO): nucleus; cytoplasm
Source: RefSeq, marked reviewed
AUGCCAGCAUUAUUAAAAAGAUUAUUGUUUCAAGUGGGUCCUCAUCCAAACGAAAGAACAUUCACCUUAUCCUCUGUUUCAACUGAUGGGCACUAUAUUUCCUUGAGACCAUUUGUUAAGCCAAGCGGUGAUGAGUUAUCUUUUCCUUUCGAAUGGGCCUUUGCCGGUACAAACGAAACAGUUAAAGCUAAUGAUCAAGGAAACGGUGUCGUUACUCAAGAUUUCAAUUUCUGGUUGGAUACAAAUGUGUACUUGAACGUUCCAAACACCCAUCGUGGCGAAGUGAACACCACUUGGAAAAAUUGGGAUUCUGGUUGUGUCGAGGAAACAGGCGCUGUUUACCCAUUCGGUGCCGACAAAGAAAGCGUCUCUUUCAGAGAAUUGUGGCAACCAGUUGACCCAUCAAGAGAAGAUCUAGUCAUCGUCUCACCAAACAAUGAGAAGUUCUCGUCGAAUGCUAGGUCAAUUGUCCUCAAAGUUACUGACGAAGCUUAUGAUGGUUUGGUUAUUGUUAUUGGUAGAUGGAUUCAAGGGUUUUUGUCCCAAAAGAAUAAUAACACUAUUGAAGGCUUGAACUUCAUCAGAUUACUUGAAAAAGAUUCAGGUAAAUCUGAGUUCUUAUUAAGCUACGGUAAGGAAGUAAACAAAAUUCCACAAAGCUACGAAAAUUUGAAGAAAGGUUCCACUGUAACCAGCAAUGGGUUGAACUGGGAAGUUAUUGAAUAUCACGCUUAA